AACAGAAAAGCUACUGCAUGUUUUCCCAGUUUGCAUCUUGGGAGAAGCAUGGUAUUACUUAAUCCAGUUUCAACUUGUCUGCACUACCUUUCAACACAGAUUUGAACUCUGCCCGGAGGUGCUGCUUGGUUGAAGCAUAAAUGAUUUGUUGUUGUGCAAUAGAAGCAUAUCACCUUUCUUCAGUCAAAAUAUUAUUGCAUGUUAAUCCACGUGAAACUUGAUGGCUUGGCAGUGGUCUAGGAUGCAAAACCUUCCUGAACUGCUGAUUGAGAUACUAACAAUCUCCUGAUGAGAACAUACUGCUCUCUGGGUGUAGUGCUUUUAAUAUCUUUGGAGAGCAAGGAGGUGGCAUGCAAUCAAUCUUAAAGCAAUUUGAUAAUCCUAAGCAUUGUCUUGGAGAAAAUGUCUUCUACACAGCUCUUACCAGGCAGUUUAGGUUCUUGGGAAGCUAAUGAAAAAACUAAUUUUGUGUAACAGGCUUCUCUGUAGUAAGGUGGCUUCCACUGGAAUAUCUAUGGAAAGGAAAGCAUGAAAGCCAGUGUCUUGCUUUUUUUGUGGGAAAAAAAAGAGAUUAUUUUCUGACAACGUGUAAUAGUGUACGAGGUACGAUUAUGCUUCUCAGCUGUUUGAAUUUAGGGGUCACUCAGCUGUUUAUUGUUUGAUGUUUGGGGAUAUUGGUGGAAGAGUUUCUUAGUGCUUAAAAUCUUUUGGUUUGGUAGGUGCAUUGGUUUUGGGGAUAGAAGGAAAAGUAUUGAGGAUGACAAAACAGUGAACAUGAGCUGCAGACAUGCUGGUCUUAAGUGUCUUUUCUUGUGUCUGCUGACACUUAGAAGCAGGUUCCUGGCUAGGUGUUUGAGUGUUGAAUUAUUUUGUUUAGUUGUUGCAAAAUGUCUACAAACUGUAACUUGAAAAACUGUUACAGGUAGAAAUUCCCUUGUCAUACUCUUCUUUUUAUCUUUUUUUCAGUACUUUAUUUCUUAUAGACAGAGAAAAGCUGGUUUCCAGCAACUGUGCUGUUCUUCCCUCCUUGCUUUGACUCCUAGAAAAGAACCAAGUGUCACAGAAAUACUAAUUUUUCCCCUUUCCUGCUGUUGUCGGUCAGGGUUUGUUCCCACUUGUAAGUGGUGCAGGGAAGAGGGAGGGGGAGGAGUUCGGACUCGCUGUGCAAAUACAUACAGACAUACUAAUCUAAAUUGAUGCCUCACUGAAAAAGAAUCACAGAUGAAGCAAGCAGCCAACGAUGGCUCACCCACAGGCUCUCUUAGUGCUGGAAAACUUCAUUGGUGGCAAAUUUGUUCCUUGUUCCUCCUACAUAGACUCCUAUAAUCCAUCCACCGGAGAUGUCUAUUGCAGGGUUCCAGACAGUGGCAAAGAAGAGGUAGAAGCUGCUGUCAAAGCUGCCAAGGAUGCCUUCCCAGUUUGGUCCUCAAAAAGUCCAUCGGAAAGAUCUCAGAUCCUGAACAAAUUGGCAGACCUGAUUGAACAUGACCUGGAAGCAUUUGCACAAGCAGAGUCAAAAGAUCAGGGAAAAACUAUUACGUUUGCCAGAACAGUGGACAUCCCUCGGGCCGUGCACAACUUCCGUUUCUUCGCCUCUUCCAUCCUUCAUCAUGUCACAGAGUGCACCGAGAUGCCAACCAUGGGCUGUGUGCACUACACCUCGAGGGCACCUGUGGGAGUUGCUGGUUUAAUCAGUCCUUGGAAUUUGCCACUGUAUUUGUUGACUUGGAAAAUAGCUCCUGCCAUUGCAUGUGGAAAUACUGUGGUUGCCAAGCCAAGUGAGAUGACAUCUGUCACAGCCUGGAUGAUGUGCAAGCUCUUGGAGAAAGCAGGGGUGCCUCCGGGGGUGGUGAAUGUCGUGUUUGGAACGGGUGCCAAGGCAGGAGAGGCCCUGGUGUGCCACCCCGACGUGCCUCUGAUCUCCUUCACGGGCAGCACGCUGACGGCCCAGCGGAUCACGGAGAGAAGUGCUCCACACUGCAAGCGGCUCUCGCUGGAGCUGGGCGGCAAAAACCCCGCCAUCGUCUUCGAUGAUGCUGACUUGAGCCAGUGCAUCCCCACCACCGUGAGGUCCAGCUUUGCCAACCAGGGUGAGAUCUGUCUUUGUACCUCCAGGAUCUUUGUUCAGAGGGGAAUAUACAGCGAGUUUUUGAAGAGGUUUGUGGCAGAGGCCAAGAAGUGGAAGACUGGGAAUCCCUCAGAUCCUACAGUCGACGUGGGAGCACUAAUAAGUAAAGAGCAUCUAGAAAAGGUAAGGAACUAUGUGAAGAAAGCCCAGGCUGAAGGAGCCAGAGUCCUCUGUGGAGAGGGAGUGGAUCCUUUGGCCCUCCCACCUGGCAACCAGAAAGGCUAUUUCAUGUUGCCCACAGUUAUUGCUGAAGUCAAGGAUGAAUCUUGUUGCAUGCAAGAAGAGAUUUUUGGUCCUGUGACAUGUGUGGUAGCAUUUGAUACAGAAGAAGAGGUGAUCAAAAGAGCCAAUGGUGUGAAAUAUGGCUUGGCAGCCACGGUGUGGUCCGGCAACGUGGGACGUGUUCACAGGGUGGCACACAGGCUGCAGUCUGGAUUGGUGUGGACCAACUGCUGGCUUGUGAGAGACCUGAACUUGCCAUUUGGUGGGAUGAAAGCCUCAGGCAUAGGCAGGGAGGGAGCAAAGGAUUCCUACGAGUUCUUCACUGAGGUCAAGACCAUCACAAUAAAGCACUGACAUGUAUCAACAGAAGUAUUUCAGAGUGAAAUAAAUGACAGCAAUUUGAGUUAUCAAAAAUGGCUCCUUAGAACACAGGCUACUAUUGUGGCCAUUCCUUCUUGAUCUUUGGUCAAGUAAUAUCAGUGACAGCUGAAAAUGAUCAUCCCAAAUACUAAUGUUAAAGGCAGCUUUUCAUGAGGUUGGAUUAGAAGAUCAGUGUGGACUCCACAAUCAACUCAUCCCAAGCCAGAUGACUUGCCUGUCUUACAGAUCCUAAAUCUUUUUGAUAUUCCUGUCUCAAAAAUCUGUCCCUCUAAGGCAGAUUGGAGAAAGAGUAAUAUAUGAUGGUAGCUCUGGUUGGUGAAUUACCUUCAGGGAGAAAGCAGCAAGCACGUGGUGAGGCUGAUAUUGUAAAGGGGCAUCAGCUCUAUUUCACUCUGAACGGUGUGAAAAUCCAUCCAUAUUGCACUUCACUGAUAUCAGACAAGGAUUGAUACUAUACUACACUGAAAGCCUGAGGAACUACUUUUAACCUACUAAGUGGUUUUCAGCCACGGGGUCAUGACAUUCUCAUGAUAUUCACAGAGACAAUAAAUGUUUUAAUUAUAAACUUCUUUAUAGUAGGGAGCUGAAUGAUCCUAUUACCUGUUCUCUAACAGGUAUUAUCUAAUUUUUGAAAUUAAAGCCUUUUGUCACUUUGA
This is a messenger RNA of Corvus hawaiiensis (hawaiian crow), 3387 nucleotides long. It is a transcript of the gene ALDH8A1, whose product is annotated as aldehyde dehydrogenase 8 family member A1. The coding region runs from base 1241 to 2704 and encodes 487 amino acids. The record is from RefSeq and is a predicted model, not a curated record. Lineage: Eukaryota; Metazoa; Chordata; Aves; Passeriformes; Corvidae. Gene Ontology annotation, molecular function: retinal dehydrogenase (NAD+) activity. Gene Ontology annotation, biological process: retinoic acid metabolic process. The transcript is spliced from 7 exons.